Owenia fusiformis is the source of this 3302-nucleotide messenger RNA. NCBI's taxonomy places the organism in Eukaryota, Metazoa, Annelida, Polychaeta, Sabellida, Oweniidae. The record is from the annotation of a GenBank genome assembly.
AAUCCGAGAAGUGAGUUUGUUGCACAACAGCCGCAAGAUUGUACAAAAGUGAAGGUCGUAAUUGCUGAGUUUAUUUGAACUGAAGAAUAAUAACAGAGCUUAAAGAUAACGGCAGAGCUUAAAGAUAACAUCUGAGCUUAAAGAUAACAACCAAGCUUAAAGAUAACAGAGCUUAAAGAUCACAUCCUGAUUAAAGCACAGAUAUGGGAAAGAAGGGACGUGGUAGAUCAAGAGGUAGGGCAAGGGCAGAUGUUGAUCUAGACGCUCCAGUGAGACGCCCUGGGGAGCCAGUUGUAGAGGAGGAUUUUCCCACUUUAUCUGCACCACCCCCUGCAGCCAAUGCCUGGGGGAGGGGGGCAAUACCAAAAAUCCCAGGAGGUCAGAAUGGUGCUAGGAAUAAUUCAUCUCCCCCUAAUGGAGAUGGUCACCCUAAUAGGCCUCAUCCUGAUGGAGCUACUCAUCCUAAUGCUCCAAUGAGACACCCUGGGGAGCCAGUUGCGAAGGAGGAUUUUCCCACUUUAUCUGGACCACCCCCUACAGCUAAUGCCUGGGGGAGGGGGGCGAUACCAAAGAUCCCAGGAGGUCAGAAUGGUGCUAGGAACAAUGCACCUCACCCUAUUGGAGAUGGUUACCCUCAUGUUCACCCCAAUGGAGCUACACAACCUAAUGGAUCAGCUCGGGGCCGGGGACGAGGAGCUAGAAAAGAAAGUCCACCAGGGGUGGGUCUCCACUCUGAUUUACCCUUAGCUAGCUCUGGAGCAGGCUUGGAAACUCAAGUAAAAAAUCUGGUGAUCAAUCAAGCCCCGUUACCAGGACAACAACAACAACAGGAGCAAGGGGGUGGUGCCAUGGGUGGUGACGAGGCUGCAUUGAAUGUAAACAAUGAUGCAGCAGAACAAGGCAAUGCACAAGCAUUGAUGAGAUACCAGCCACAAAUCAUAAGACCCGAUCAUAUCAAAGAGGGAGCUCAAGGAACAUUGGGUGAAGCUGUUGUAUUAUCAACAAAUUAUUAUAAAUUUCUACAAGUGCCAAACCAUGUGGUUUACAAGUACCAUGUGGACAUGGAUCCCCAGGUUGAUUCUCUAAAGCGGAGGAAGCAAAUCCUGAAUAGAUUUGCAUUCGCUGAACAGCUCGGGGAUGUCGUAGAGUUCGAUGGCUGCGGUCUCUACCUGCCGAGGAGGCUUAUUGAUUUGCCUCUUGAGCUUUACAGGGAGCAACGUGAUGGGACUCGCAUACGGAUUACAAUCCGGGACAUCCACGAAGUCCAACCUGGAUCACCAGAUUUUCUACAUCUCCUUAACAUUGUCUUGAGAAAUGUAAUGAAGCAUGACCUGGGAAUGCAGUUAAUUAAACGAGACUUCUUCGAUCCAGAGCAGAAAGUCAGGAUAGAGCGUCAUGGGUUUGAAGUUUGGCCAGGUAUAGAAACAGCCAUCAUGUCAUACCAAGGUAACGUGCUCAUGAUGUCAGCUGACAUUUUGCACAAGAUCGUGCGAACCUGUACUGUUCUGGGAAGAAUGCAUGAGCUAGCUGUGGACCAUAGAACUGGUAGAUGUCUCGAUAGAGAUCGAGCAUAUGAGGCAUUCGCCAGGGAACUUGUUGGAUCAUCCAUUCUUACAAAGUACAACAAUAAGCAGAGACAAAUCAUUGACAUCGACAUGGACAGCUCACCUCUGUCCAAGUUCACGUGGAGAGGGCAGGACACAACAUUCAAAGAGUACUACAUGAAGCAAUACAACAUUCAGCUUCUCGAUGAUGAUCAGCCGUUGAUCUUGGUAAAACCAAAGGACGCAGAGAGACGUCGCGGAAUCAACCAGGUUCUGCUUGUUCCUGAACUCUGUCUCAUGACAGGUUUGACGGAGGCUGUAAGAUCAGAUUAUCGGGUGAUGCAAGACAUAGCCGUCCACACUCGCUUGUCGGCUGCAGAACGGGUUAAAAGACUAGAAGGAUUCAACAACAGAUUCAGGAACACUGAAAAUGCAGCGCGUAGGUUAGAUACGUGGGGUAUCAAGUUUGAUGACAAAAUGGUCUCACUGCAAGGUCGACUUCAGUCUGCUGAAAAAAUUUAUAUGGGAAUUUACAUGGGAAAAAAGCAUAAUUUUAAGGUAGGCCCGAAUGCUGAUUGGUCGAGAGAAAUGCGGGACGUGCCUAUGCUGGUACCAGUCUCACUGAAAUCUUGGUUGUUUGUGUACACACAGAGAGAUGAGAGGAUUGCGCAGAACUUACUAAGGACUCUUAAAAAAGUGGGACCACCUAUGGGAAUGGUCAUAGAGGAUCCAGAGACUGUGGUGAUAUACCAGAACAGGAUCGGUGAUUGGGUGAGAAGUAUAACGGACAACAUUCGGCACAAGGAGACACAAAUUGUCAUGCCUCUACUGCCAACCAAGAAUGUACCUCUCUACAAUGCUAUCAAGAAAACUGUCUGUCUUGAUGUUCCAAUGUACAGUCAGUGUGUAGUGGCCAAUACAGUGAGGGAUGAGAGAAAAGUCAUGUCAAUUGCAACAAAGAUAGCAAUACAGAUGACAUGCAAGCUUGGUGGCGCCCCCUGGAUGACAUCCUCUAUCCCUGAACAGUUGCUUGGCAUUAUGGUUGUUGGUAUAGAUGUGAACCAUGACACGACAACUAGCCGUUCUGUUUGUGGAUUUGUGGCGACUAUGAACAACACAUUCACCAAAUAUCACACUCAGAGCUACUUGGAGCCUAAAUUUGCGGAGAUUCAGAGCAAUCUUGAGACGCGAUUUGCAAUAAGUUACAAUCGCUACAGGGAGCAGAAUGGAGGUGAACUUCCAAAACACAUAUACGUGUAUCGUGACGGGGUUGGCGACGGCCAGAUUAAUAUUGUUCUAGAAGAGGAGGUCAGGGCCAUAAACCAUUCUCUGGACAAAUGUUACACUGCUAAUGGACACAAGAAACCUGGAUUGACAGUGGUCAUCAUCAAGAAGAAGAUAUCAACAAGAUUCUUCUUACGUGAUGGACGUGGCACCAUGAACCCACCACCAGGGACUAUUGUUGACUCCCAGAUUACACGACCUGAAUGGUUUGACUUCUUUAUGGUGUCGCAAUCUGUAAGGCAGGGAACGGUUACCCCCACUCAUUUCAACGUAAUAUAUGAUACCAAUAGGUGGCAGCCAAAUUAUCACGAGAAGUUGGCAUACAAAAUGUGUCAUCUUUAUUACAACUGGCAGGGGACUGUACGUGUGCCAGCACCAUGCCUGUAUGCCCACAAGGCGGCGUUCCUGGUGGGAACUGCCCUGGGAGGCAAGUCCAUUCACAAGGACCUUGAGGGAACACUAGCUUAUCUUUAA